Theileria equi strain WA is the source of this 1347-nucleotide messenger RNA. RefSeq lists its product as hypothetical. Bases 1 to 1347 code for a protein of 448 amino acids. NCBI's taxonomy places the organism in Eukaryota, Apicomplexa, Aconoidasida, Piroplasmida, Theileriidae. The transcript has a single exon. The record is from RefSeq and is a predicted model, not a curated record.
AUGGCCUUUACUAGCGGAGGAAUGAGGACCGUUUCUCUCUUGUACGUUCUACAUUUGUGUAGAAGUUGUCUUUGUCUGGCUGGACGUGAUGGAGGUGGUACCGCUGACUUUGGAUCUUCUCAAGUUGAUUUGAGCAGCCUCAGGAAUCCCCUGAAGUUAGACAUCUCCAAGGUCGAUAGUACAAAUACUACCAUCUUGGAGGAGGAAGAAAGGGGAAUGAAGUCUAGACGAUUUACUCCGCGCGCAGGGUUCUACUUCCAGAGCGUUGUCUACGGGCAAACUUCUCUAUGGCAAGCGGAGCACGGCGCAAAGUGCGUCUCCGUAGGCGAGUACUUGACUGACAAGGCGGCUGUCAUGCUCCUAAAGGUCCACGACUACGGCGAGGUGCUACUCCGUUGGUUUGUAAAGGAAGAGAAUAAGUGGAAGAGUGUCACAGCCAAGGAAGGCGCCGCCAAGCUCGAUGAGAUGAAGAGGUCGAGGGGAGUAGAAUCAUUCUCAUUGGACGUCUCCGAGGUGGAUGAGACAAAGGUGGUUUUUCGCAGGGAGGUAACCAAAGGAACACCAAGGGUAACAUUUGAGGAAUGCAAACCAAAGGAGGGCUAUCUCGUGUCCUCUGUAGUCGACUCUGGUAAGGAGCUACUAAAGCUAGAAGAUGGCAAAAAGUUUCUACUCUCAACCCUCUUGUUUGAUGAGAAAACUGCUCUUCUUGGUCUGGGAGUUGACGACGAUCCCAUCCCCAAGUUUACGUAUUUUGAAAAGGUAGACGGGGAAUGGAAUGUGAUUACUACUGAGGAUUACUACAAACACUCGGAAGCGCUGAAUCAGGCUCUAAAGGAGUUCCGAGCAGUAAAACAUCCUCAGCCACAAAAGGACCAUUGGGAGGGCCUUGCCCAAGCAGCUCCAUUAGAAGCUUCUGAAUCUACUGCAGAUACCGACGAGCCCGCAAGUUUAUUCACUCGAAAUAUUGCUUAUAUACCCGAGUAUACAACCCCUGCAAGUAAACUCGCUGCCAAAGUGAAUGGGUUCCUAUUCAACGUGGAGGAGGCUGAGGAAGAUGCUGUUAAGGUUCUCAAGUUGAGGGCUAAACCCGGUGCUACUACCACUGAGCUCAAGUAUGGCGAGGAUCUUGUAUGGUCCGGAGUGGGAACAAUCUUCAAUUCCUCAUGCCCUUCAGCUACCCUCUACUUUGAUGCUGAGGAACCCACCCUUGCCGUGGUAGAUUCCAAAGACAGGAACAACAAAGUCAAGACGGUCUAUAGACACAAGGAUGAAGACCAGUGGAAGAAUGGUCACGAGGUCAGUCACAAGAGGAAACUGGAGGAACUAAAAAGCAAGCACAAAGCUUGA